Molecule: messenger RNA, 4458 nt
Organism: Canis lupus familiaris (dog)
Lineage: Eukaryota; Metazoa; Chordata; Mammalia; Carnivora; Canidae
Gene: C1H18orf54
Product: chromosome 1 C18orf54 homolog
Exons: 8
Coding region: 172-1776 (534 amino acids)
Source: RefSeq, a predicted model, not a curated record
GGUCAGCCGCGGCCUCUUGCUGUGGGAAAGCAGAUGUCGGGCCGCGACACGUACCCGCGCAGCUGCCGUUCAGUCCCCGCGGGCUCCGCCCGCUCCUCUGGCGCCGAACGUUCCGUUUUUGGUCAAAGUUUUUAAGAGAAAUGAAUAGAAAUAACCCAUUUUGAAGAAGCCAUGGCAAAAUCAAUUCCAAAACACAGAGUUUGUUCUCGAGAAUCUUCAGUAUCUUCUCUGUUAGCAAGUUGCAGCCUGAGUGGUAGUAAUUCCUCUAACUCUGAUGGCUCUUUUCAGUAUAAGAAUAAACUGUAUCGUUCUGCAUCUCAGGCUCUGCAGGCCUACAUUGAUGAUUUUGAUUCAAGCCACCAAAUGUAUCCUGGUGCAAGCACGGGAAAGGUUAAUGCUGGUAGAUGUUCUGCUCAUGUGCCAGAAUUCUCCAACUGUAUUUAUAAAGCAAACCAUGCUUUUGAAAAUCUUGAUCCCAAAAAAAGCUCUUCAUCCUUAUUUUGUAGAAGAAAGACUAUUAAUGACAUAGACUCCAUUAGCCUAACAACUGAUGAUCUAUUAAAACUUCCAGCGGAUGGAUCAUUUUCUUUCACUAACAUUGGAUUAAGUCACCGAAUUAGCAAGAAAAACAAGAAGUGCAUUGGAAGACUGAGUUCAUGGGAUACUGAAAAGAAACAAAAUUUUCAAGAACCUUCCACUCCUUUGUGCAAGGAUAACGUAAUUACUCCUGUUAUAUAUACAAAUAUAAAUGGAAGGCAUCGUGGUAGGCUAAAAAACCCAAAACUUGUGAAUAAGACUAAUAAAUGCAUUUCAGAACCAUCUUUAUCGUUUUCCAAGAAAUUGUCUUUCAAGGACAGUGCAGAACACAGUUGUGAAAAGAAUUACCCAAGAUGGCUCACUAGCCAGAAAUCUGACCUUAAUGUUUCAGGAAUAACUAGUCUACCUGACUUCACAUACCCAGUCUGGCUCCAUCAUCAAGACUUGCUACCUGAUACAAAGAGUCAAAGGAUUUCUAAAAUAUUUAAAGAAGAACAGUGUUCCCCUAGGCAUAGUUACCAGGCACAAAGAACUUCUCGACUUAUGAAUAAAUUAGAUUGUUUUGAAUAUUCUUUUGAACCCUCAAACAUUUCAGAUUCCUUGAGUGAUGAUAAAGGAUUAAUUAAUGAAUGUAAAUGUGAUUCUGAACAUAGCCACUGUCAGUGUGAGAAUCCAGUUCUCCCAGGACCAACCAAAAAGCCCUUCAGUGGUGACAAGAUUGAAUUGCUUAUCCUGAAGGCCAAGAGAAAUCUAGAGCAUUGUAGUGAAGAGUUACCGAAGUCUACAAAAAAGGAUGAUAGUCCUUGUUCGUUAGAUAAACUUGAAGCAGAAAGAUCAUGGGAAAAUAUUCCUGUUACUUUCAAAUCUCCUGUUCCUGUUAACUCUGAUGAUAGUCCUCAACAAACUUCACAAGCAAAGUGUGCUAACGGGUUCCUUGAAGAUUUUUUAAAUGAUGAUAAUCAGAGUUGUACCCUUUCUGGAGGGAAACAUCAUGGUCCUGUUGAAGCCUUAAAACAAAUGUUAUUUAAUCUUCAAGCAGUACAGGAAAGUUUUAAUCAGAAUAAAACAGCAGAACUGAGAGAAGAGAUUAAUCAAGUUUCAGAAGACAAUUUCUCUAAAUUGCAGUUGAAGGAAAGUAUGGUUCCUAUUACUAGGUCACUUCAAAAGGCUUUGCACCAUUUAUCUCGCCUGCGAGACCUGGUUGAUGAUACCAGUGGGAAACAGUCACCGAAAAUGUGAAGAGGAAAAUAAAACAGUCCAACCAAUAAAUAGUCACCACAGAACAAAGAUGUAUUUUUUUUCCUAGUGCUUAAACUGAUAAAUUAUAAGCCAUAUAUUAUUCUGUGAUUGGUUCAAGUAUUAUAUAUUUUUAAAAAAAACAAACUUGAAAACAUACAUAGGUUUUGUGACCUAUCUUCAUUUUAUGCCAAAAUACCAGAAUGUGAACUGGAAGGACCCACACUGUGUCCUGCAGUCGGACUUUGGUUUUCAGGCCAGCACAUAUCCAAUAUUCAGAGAUGGAUGAUGUCUGUUAUUGAAGCGUAUGUGGACUUAAUCUUGAGCAUCUUCAUCAUUUUAUCAUCUGGUUCUGGAUUAUUGAGCAACUCUUCCUGGUUUCUGUCCAAAAUCUCUUAAGUAGACCUUUUUAUACAAUUAGCAUCUACUUUUAAGUAGGUUAAAGGAGUAUCAAAAUUGUUAUGGUGUAUCUUAUGCAUGUGGAAGUAUGUUACUCUUAAUUUUUAUAAAUACUUAAUAUAGUUUUUGCAAAUAAGAAUGGGGUGGUGCAGAGCUAAAAGAUAUGUCUUAUGUUGUGAAAUCCAAGAGAAAACCUUACUUAAUUAAUGCUUUGAUUUUGAAUCUAUGUAAGAUAAUUUUGAUACUACUGGUCAGUUUAUAAAACAUUUUUGGGGAGUAUAUUUGAGAAUUUAAUAUUUUGAUACUAUAUUAUUUCCCACAUUUUAGUUUUGGGGUUAGCUCCAACUAGUAAAAGUUACGAGAUCAGUGCCUAAUCUCUUUAUGCAAUUUUUUAAGUAAACUUAAAAUGAAUGUAAAAUCCAAAAGCAACUGUAUUACAAAGCUGUUUUGUAAGAGCUGAACUUUCUUUAAAGCAAUCUGUAAAGUUUGUCUCUAGCUGGAACUGAGCAGAGUUCUGUAAUUUUACAUUUUCUACCGAUUAAACAUCUAAUAAGCAAGAAAGCAUCUUUGUCAACGAAACUAGGAAUUAAAUCAUAACGCAUGUUUAAAAAGCCCGAUGAAAUGAAAAAAAUUGUAUGCAUACAAACAGUACAAAUUAACACUGCCCAAAUUAUAGCAUCUUUGCUAGGUAGCUUUACUGUCAAAUAGGAAUUUCUAAGUACAUUGUGUUGAAGAAUUUUUUCCCCCCAAAUUGAAAGCAUUAUUUAAGACUUUUGCUAUAAACUUAGAUGUCAAAAACUGUAUAGAGUGAACUCUGUUAUUUUUUCUUGGCCAGUGAGUCAGAAUUCCCACUAUACAGUUGUUUUUACCCAGUUUGAGAGUCACUUGCCAUUAAGUUUUGUUUACUCUGUGGAGGUAUUUUUGCCACUAACAUUUUAUUUUCUGAUUAUUGCCUUCUACUUCAAAACACAGUUUGCAUGUAAUCGAACAUGGUAUUACUCGGAUGAUGAAAGUAUGGCUGGCUGUUAAAAAUGCGGAUUUUAAGUGGGUGAAUAUGAGGUGGAUCUUAGUUGAUCAUAUUCCUUCCAGGCCUUGCCAGAUCCACCGUUAGACAAAUUCUGUAGAAGACAGGGAAGGUGACUACAUCAGAUAAUUAACUUCUAUUUGCAUAUAUGUUGAUCAGACCUAGUAUUUAGUACGCCUGAAAAGCAUUUCUGAAGGAUUAUGCUAUACUGACUGUCAGGCUGUUCAUGGAUUUGGUUAGUGCUGUCAUUUCCAAGAAAAUGUCUCCAAUGCUAAAUAAGAUAAGCCACCUAAAUUUUUAUAUUUAUAACUAAUAUUCUAAGAAACUUGAUUAUACUUAAAGGAGUAUUUUUCCUGUUGUGUUAAAUAUGGAAGCCUAGUCAUUUACCUUAAAAGGGAAUUAACUUUAUUAAAAUGAUUAAUUCCAACUUUUUUAAAAAAGAAAUGUAUAGGAGAGUCAACUAAGAACAAUCUAAAUGAUAAAUGAUCAUGAAAUUCUCUAAAGAAUUAGUUACAUGUUAAAUAUUUAAGUAUUUUUUAGUGUGAGUUAUCCAGAGGUAAAAGGGUGACAACUGUAUGAGACUGCUGAGCUGUAAAUUAAAAGCAGACAGAACAAUUACAGGUUUUAAAAAUUGGAGUGGGAAUAUAAAUUUUUAUCAAUCCAUUACUUUUAGGUAUAUUUAAAAGUGUUAGAAAAAGAAUUUUAAUAAGAUUUCAGAUUUUUAGCUGAGUAUGAAAAAAAUUUAACAAUCCUAAUUCCAAAAUUUUUUUGGGAUAAAAGUGUAAUAAGUCUAUGAAGACUUAAAACUCAACUGUAUAUUAUUGUCCUAGGAACUUUACUUUCAGUAUUUCUGUGUUGGCACAUUCCAGCUUCAUAUGGAGAUUUCUGACCAAAUCGAGGAACACUAUCUUGGGUUUGUUUGGGUUAUAUGUCUCUCUAGUUUUGUUAUUUCUUAUUUAAAGUUAUAAAUGUGGAUUUUUUUUUUUUGGUAUUCUGUUUAAUGUUUAGGGUAACAUUAUAUACAAUUCUACAAAAAUAUUUUUUAAAGAAACAUCAUGAAAGAUAUUCCCCCUUAAGUUUCAAACACAUGGAAUCACUCAUAGAUUUGAAUUUUUGUUUCAUCCUUCCUGUUCCAAAGUUCACUGUGUCUCAAAAACUGUUUGGUGGAAGUGCUAUCGAGAAGUGAACGUGCCAAAAGGCAAGUAUUAUGAAAAGAGACAGCAAAAAGCCAAUAAAAUUGAUAAUUUCUGAGCAGCAAGUUU